Molecule: messenger RNA, 3061 nt
Organism: Xenopus laevis (African clawed frog)
Lineage: Eukaryota; Metazoa; Chordata; Amphibia; Anura; Pipidae
Gene: dhx30.L
Product: ATP-dependent RNA helicase DHX30
Exons: 15
Coding region: 85-2607 (840 amino acids)
Cellular component (GO): cytoplasm; nucleus; mitochondrial nucleoid
Molecular function (GO): G-quadruplex RNA binding; nucleotide binding; hydrolase activity
Source: RefSeq, a predicted model, not a curated record
CAAUACCUCAGGCGGCCGCUUAUCAUCCUUUUGUCGCUGUUGCGCCGCGCUCCUGCCGCUUCUCUCGCUCUCUCUUGUGCAAACAUGGCGGCUCCCUGGCUUGUCAAUGCUGUUCUUCGCCGGCUCCUGAGCAGAGUCCCUGGGCAGCCAAUUCGCCUGCGCUCCUCGGGGAAGUUUGAGGCUGAGCCGCUCAGGCGGGAGGAGGAGGAGUGUGGGGCAGAGGCCGCGGGAGACAUGGGGAGAGAAGCCAAGGGUUUGCUGAAGGAAUUCUCGGAGCCCAAGUCCCUGCUGAACAGAGUCAUCUCCCGAGCCCUAAGGACGUCCCACACCAGAGACACGUUGCUUUAUAUCCACCGCAGCAGCGCCGGCGAGAAUAAAGUGACGCUGCGGCUAAAAUGGCCCAAACACAUGGAAAUCGAGGCCCGUGGGCCAAAGAAGAUCGACGCAGAGCGACAGGUGGCCGACAUGGCCUGUAAGAUAUUCCAGAAACUUGGCUUGUUGGGCCCCAGGAAUGAGCCCUUUGAGUGCAGUAAAUACAAGGAGUUGGCCGGCCACUUCCACACGCAGGAAUGUGGGCUACCAGGUCAGACUAGAAGUAUGUUGCCUCCCCGCGGAGGGGCCCUCCUCUUCUGCACCGUUGGGGUCUUACUAAAGAAACUGCAGAGCAACCCCACUCUGGAGGGCGUCAGUCACGUUCUGGUGGAUGAGGUGCACCAACGAGACGUCAACACAGACUUUCUCCUCAUCCUCCUGAAGAAGGUUCAGCAGCAGAACCCGCAGUUCAAGGUGGUGCUAAUGAGCGCUACUGGGGAUAAUGAGCGAAUAUCCAGGUAUUUCGGGGGCUGCCCCAUUAUAAGGGUGCCGGGAUUUAUGUAUCCGGUGCAGGAAAAUUACUUGGACGAUGUUGCCGCCAUGUUGGGCAGAAGCGCUGAUGAGCUCAUUAAGGCCAAUAUGGAGGAAUGUGCACCUGACCUGGAUCUGAUCAGCAGUGUCGUACAACAUAUUGCUGACAAUGGGCCGCCAGGGGGGAUUCUCUGUUUUCUCCCCGGCUGGCAGGAAAUUCGGGGGGUGCAGCAGAGACUGGAGGAGAAUGAGCAUCGAGCCAAGGAGAAGUUCCUCAUUUUACCAGUUCACUCAAACAUUCCCAUGAUGGACCAGCAGAGCAUGUUCCAGCGCCCGCCCCCUGGAGUCCGGAAGAUUGUCCUGGCCACUAACAUCGCUGAGACUUCGGUUACAGUUGAUGACAUUGUUCAUGUGAUUGACAGCGGGAGACAGAAGGAGCAGCGCUAUGACCUCAGGACUAAGGUUUCCUGUUUGGAGACAUUUUGGGUGUCCAAGUCGAAUGUGACUCAGAGACGCGGGAGAGCCGGGCGGUGUCAGCCGGGAUUCUCUUACCACCUCUUCACCCGUGAGCAGCACCAAUCAAUGGCCUCCUUCCAGCUGCCCGAAAUCCUGCGCACCCCCCUGGAGAGCCUGGUACUGCAGGCCAAGGUUCAUGUGCCGGAGAUGACGGCGGUGGAGUUCCUGUCUCAAGCUUUGGAAAGUCCAGACCCCCAUGCGAUUGCUGAUGCAGUGCGACUCCUGCAGGAAAUCCGGGUGCUGAAUAGUGACGAGCAGCUGACGUUACUGGGCCACAGAGUUUCCAACAUCUCCACUGACCCCAAACUGGCCAAAGCCAUCGUCCUGGCCUCCAUCUUCCGCUGCCUCCACCCCCUGCUCAUCAUCGUUGCCUGUCUCACCAGAGACCCCUUCCAGAGUGGGCUGCAGAAUAGAGCGCAGGUCAACAGAGCAAAGAAGUCCCUGAGCGGAGAGUCGUGCAGUGAUCACAUGGCGUAUGUACGAGCCUUACAGGGAUGGGAAGAGGUUCUGAGUCAGAGAAAUGGCACCGCCCGGGAGAACUUCCUAGAGACCCACACGCUCUCCCCCGGGGCCCUGCGCUUCAUCCAAGGUCUCAUCUCACAGUUUUCCUCCAAUGUGUCCGAUGCCUUCCUUGUGUCUGAUGCCUCCGAGUGCAGAGACCAGAACUCCCAGUACAACCAGUUUAGCCACAAGAAUGAGCUGGUGAAGGCUGUGCUCCUGGCUGGGCUCUACCCAAACCUCGUCCAUGUCAAGCGCGGGUUUGUCACCAAAGGGAAAUUCAAGCCCAACAGCCUCCUGUAUAAGACGAGGGAAGGGGCUGUUCUCCUCCACAGGACCACCAUUAACAGGGAUGAGAAGCACCUCACUAGCCCGUGGCUCACUUAUUUCCAGGCAGUGAAGUCCAGCGGCAGCGUCUUUGUGCGGGACAGUUCCAUGGUGCACCCCCUGGCCGUGCUGCUAUUGGCCGACAGCUCCGUCAUUCUCAAAGACUGGGGGCAGCAGCUGGUGAUCAGCCUGUCGGACUGUGACCUCCUGAAGGUGGAAAGUGACCGUCGCACUAUUGCGCUGCUGAAUGAUUUGCGCCUGGCCCUGACGCGCAUGGUGGGGCGGAGCUUGAGCCAAGAGCUGCCAGAAUUCCCUGCACAAGAACAAGCGGAGCACGAGCAUCUGAUCUCCAUAUUGGUGCAGCUUCUGAACAGCACCGCUCACAGCUUUAGGGACAGAGCGGAAACCCUCCCUGAGGAAUGAUUUGCACUCGCGUUUCCCACUACUGAAAUAUGAACAGUCUCAGGCCUCCCUAUAGGAGAGACUUAGUUACUAAACCUGCAGGAGAAUUACCCACCGGCCCUGCAGCAAGUCCUUCUUCUUUGCACUAACACUGAAAAGCCUUGAAUCUCCAGCGUACACCCAAAAGUGCUUGAUCCUGGAGGAUGCUGGGAGUUGUAGUUCUGCAAGAGCCGACGAGCUGAAGUUUGCAUCAGAUUCUGGAAUUCUGUAUUUAUGUUCUGAGCUCGUUCUAUUGGAGUCAGAGUUAGGGUUCCGGCUGGAGAGGUGAAGUUACUGCAAUGGCAGAACGUUCUGAGCACUUGACAAAGGAUAUUUAUUUUGCUACAGACUGUUUCCAAGUGAAUGUAGUGUAAUUGUUUGUACAGAUAUUGAUAUAACUUAUUACUUUGUUUAUUAAACUCGAUUCUAUAGUAAA